Acanthosepion pharaonis is the source of this 846-nucleotide messenger RNA. Lineage: Eukaryota; Metazoa; Mollusca; Cephalopoda; Sepiida; Sepiidae. The record is from the annotation of a GenBank genome assembly.
AUGAAAGGAAAUAGGAUAAUUCUUGCCAAAGCACCAGAAGAAAUCUAUCUAUCUAUCUAUCUAUAUCUAUCCAAGUCUGUUCCCGAUCCUUCUGCCUUAAACACUAACACAUAUGUUGUGUAUGAGGAGGAGUCAUGUGAACAAUCUCUCUCUCACUCUCUCUUUACUUCUCUCUCACUCUCUCUUUACUUCUCUCUCUCUCUCUCUCUGUAUCUGUCCGUAUCUUUGUUGUCACCACGUUUCUCUCGCUCUCUCUCUCUCUCUCUCUCUCUCUCUCUCUCUCUCAUUCUCUCUCUCACUCUAGUUCCCCUCUCUCUUUCGUUAUCAUUCUCUCUUCCAUUCCCACUCUCACUCUCUCGCGCUCAUUCUCUCUCUCAUUCUCUCUCCUACUCUUUCUUCCAAUCGUUCCACAAAAGUUUUGAGAUAAUCCCCAGCUGCCUUCAUAUUUGCACCCACAGCCUCACCAUACCUGACAACAGAGUGAAUGCCAGCCCUCUUUUUAAAAUUCUUGAGCCAGCCCUGACUGGCUUUCAUGCCCAAUGCCAUGUCCAAUUUUGUCUCCACCCUCUCUCUCUCUCUCUCUCUCUCUCUCUCUCUCUCUCUCUCUCUCUCUCUCUCUCUCAGUCUAUCUCUCUCUCUAAAAUAUUCUCUUACAUAACUCAAACUCGAGUGGCUUCUUUACCACUAUCGCCAAAAUCUAUUUCUUACAUCACCGCUUUCUCUACCCCCACCCCUCCAAGGAACGAACCCUCAGCUGUAGACAUUACCCUAGCUAUCCCCUAUCCUUCAACUUUUCCCCUUUUCUUCCUACCCGCUUCUAAAGCUGAAAUUAACGUCCUUAGUUAG